CUGCACAGGCGCAGAACGCAGCUCGAUGCCGGAGAAGCUGAAAGGCACUAAGGCAGCCGAACCGAGCGACGCACUGACACUUCCCAGCGGACAGCCGCCGCUGCUGAGCCUCCAGAUUCCCGCCCGAGAACAGGCGCUUUAAAAAAAAAAAAAAAACACGUGCAAACGCCGUGGGAAGGGAAACUCCCCGCUGUUAGCAGGCUGAAGACAGAGCUGCGGUGCACAGGGAUGGAUUUAAGCAGAUGAUAGCUGACUGCAUGAGAGAUGCUGCAGGAGAAGCUUUCAGCUGUGACGGAUGAAUGUAUGAGCCGGGUCCAGGCCGCCGGGGGGACGGAUCUCCUUCCAGACCAGUCACAACUGGGCCUGUCCACAGCUCCCACCAUUCCCAGCUCCAGUGAGCCCGACCAGAACAUUGAGAACAUUAAGGUUGUUCUUCAUGAAAGGGAGCUGUGGAAGAAGUUCCAUGAGGCCGGCACAGAGAUGAUCAUUACUAAAGCAGGCAGGCGGAUGUUUCCCAGCUACAAGGUUAAAGUGACUGGGAUGAACCCCAAAACCAAAUACAUCCUACUUAUUGACAUUGUCCCAGCUGAUGACCAUCGCUACAAGUUCUGCGAUAACAAGUGUUGGCAGAAGCUCAAGCUAACAAACAAUCACCUGGACCCUUUUGGGCAUAUCAUCCUGAACUCUAUGCACAAGUACCAGCCCAGACUACACAUAGUCAAAGCCGAUGAAAACAACGCCUUUGGAUCCAAGAACACUGCCUACUGUACUCAUUUCUUUCAUGAGACAGCCUUCAUCUCUGUAACCUCUUACCAAAACCACAAGAUCACUCAGCUAAAGAUAGAAAACAAUCCAUUUGCCAAAGGAUUCCGGGGUAGUGAAGAAGGAGAUCUGCGCGUUUCAAGAAUACAGGGGAAAGAAUAUCCAGUGAUUUCUAAGAACAUGGUUCGCCAGAGGCUCAUCUCCUCGCAUAGUCACCUAGCAGGCAAGCUCGGAGCAGGAGUUCUCACAGGGCACCCUCAAGUCCUGUCCUCUUAUCAGUAUGAGUCUGGGGUUCCUAUGUCUCACUCCGACCCCCAAGACCAUAUCUCAAACCACUUUCCUCAAAGCAGAGAUCCCAGCCUUCUGUACCACUGCUUCAAACACAGAGAUAAUUCCCGACAUCUAGAGCUUGGAUGUAAGCGGCCAUAUCUGGAGACAUCAUCUGCGGUCUCAGAGGAGCAUUACUUUCGUCCAGCUACCUCUUAUGAGUCGCCCUUACUCUCUCAUCCGUACUGCACUGAGGCAAUCACCUCUAGAGAAGCUUGUAUGUACGGUAGUAUGGAAACAGAGUCUGGAUCUGGGGCAGGGGACACAGAUGAUAUGACCAACGCCUCUUCAAUAAAUUGCAACAUGUGGGCUACAAUGCAGCCCUAUUCUCGCUAUAGCGUGGAGGGUGUCCCGUACCAGCCCUUCACUGCUCACUUCACUAACGCUGCCACGGUCACGCCGGUUGUACCGCACCCCACAUCAUCCAUGGCGUCACGACCACAGGCUGAUUUGGGGGUCUACAACUCAGCUACGGUGCAGCGAGGACUGCCCGUCAUACCUUCUUCAUCCUCCUCUUCAUCCUGCUCUCCAGCUGUUCCGGGAUCCAGAGAUAGGUCAGGCCAUCCGCCUCUGUACCACAAGAAGCCAGGGUCACCGCUCCGGCCUCAUAGAGAUUUCUCAACCUAUCCAACACAAGGCACUAUAUCCAUACGGGAUCCAUCCUAUCACUACCAAGUGGAGCGGAGUAGUGCAGGGACUCCCUGGACUGACAGCUAACAUGGACCACUGGAGAAAUCAGUUUUGUCUAAUGUACAAGUCUGAAAUGAAUCAAAGUAAUAAAAAAAACACCGUGGGCUGCUAAUGAGAAGCCGUGAUAAUGAGCUACAGCUAUGAUCAUUGCCAAAUUGCACUCCAAAGCCAUUAACAUCCCUGAAUUGGCACUGAAGCACUACAUGCAACACUGUAUGUGGUGAACUGUGGCUGACCAUUUUACUUAUGCAGAUGUGUAGCAUGUGUACUAGCCUGUGAUCAGAUAGGGUGGUUUGUCAACACUCCAAUGCAAAGUGCAGGUUUGAGCAGCACUUACAAUUCUAUCAGAUGGAGCUGUAACUCUUGCCCUUAAAAAGAAUUAGAGGCCUAGAUAUGUGCAAUAUGUGUACAUGAUGGUCUCCCAGGGAAAACUGAGCAGUGAGGGUUUUAUCAUUUCUUGUAGCGCUCCACCUAGACAGAGCAUGUUUCAUAACUAAGGCUGCCAUUAUUCUAUAUUUUUUUUUAUUGUUGACAAGGCAAUGAGAAAGACCAAGUCAACAGUGUGCGAGUCUCUCAAUACUUUCUGACUCUACCCUGUCUGUAUCACUCAUCACCAAACCCAUUGGGGUGAAGACGUUUAUCUUUAAAAACUGGUCAAAAAGGUCUCAGCAGUUUCCUAAAACAGCUGGCCACUGUAGUUUUGGGCAAACAUAAAUAGAAUUUGUUGAGGACUUCUUUCAGCUGCUGAUUAAUGUGAGUCACAUCACAUACUCCUUUCACUGCAACAUAUAUCCAACUCACCCUUUUAAUCAUGGCAGUGUACUUAAGCUGUCAGUGCUAUGCUCAUCUUUUGUUGCUUGCCUGUUGCCACAUGGCUCACCUGAAAGCUGUGCUAUCACUUGCUGCAACUGCUGUUCAUAUAGCCUAUCAAAAGCUCCACCUCCACCCCAGCAUCCACCUGUAGAUCCUGAGUCUAUUGUCGUUUUCCACUCUCUGAUAUGCAGCGCUUGAUGUAAUGGGUGACGAGUUCAAAGCCUCAACGCCAAAUAUCAACGCUGUAUGUAUUCUGCAUUCACAUAAUAAUAAUUUCUAUGCAAGUUGACUGACUAGAAUAUCCGUUUGGUGGGCUGGUGAGUAUGUCCAGCAGCAGGACGGUUUAUCUAAAGUGACUUAAAAUAAAUUACAGUGGCUGCGUUUGUGGUUUUUAAGGAACACGUAAACCUGUGCAACAGUGUUGCGCAUUGAUAUAAAGGAUAAGAGGAUAGAGGAUUUGUGGUUUGGGUCUUUUCAUGACAUUGGUUGACAAUAAGAACAAUAUACAAUACCGCCAGCCUUGAGAAGUAUGCUGGGGUUGAUGUCCAAAAGGAAUCACAGAUUUAAAACCUUUUAUCACAGCCAAGCUCCUUUGAGUCCUAAUUAUUCAUAUGUGCCAAAAUGAGAUUUGCUACACCUUUAUGUAUAGGGUGAAAGUGCAUUGAGUCCACUGCAAAGUGAGACUGAUCAUAUCAGAUUAUAACAGACAGAAAAGUUAAUUGUGCAUACAAUUAGAGUAGAAUGCACAAAGACAUUAAAUUAGCUAGCUUUGUAUGGAAGUCUUUUCCCAUGAUGUACAGUAAUUAAAUCAAGUGAAAGGUGCACCAAAACAUCCAUUGUGAGAGUUGUUAGUGUAUAGGUCUUAUUCAAAUACUUUUUAUAUGUCUAUGCUAGUUGCGUGAUACUAGCACUAAUCUGAGAAAAACAUGUUGUGAGUGUAAGACUAAGCCAUGUGUUUGUUCGUCAAAGUUAGGUUCCAAACUCAUGACUCCGAACAAUAUUCUAGGGAAACGGGACAGCAACCAGAUGCGGGCUUAAAGAACUGUCGUUAAGCCAUGGUAAGUACUGGAAAAGAGAGUGCACACAAAUCCCACUCCCAAAUGAUUUACUUGGAAAAAAAAUCCUUGCAAGACUGCAAAUGCAAAACAGCCUGAGCAGGCAGGAAAGCUGAAAGAAAAGGCUCUUGGUAGCAUCACAUACAGUAGUUUGAACUUGCAUUGCUAGGAGAGACUAUCUUUAGGAUAUGAUGGUGAUCACUAAUGCAUUGGUGCAUUGUCCCUUUAUUUCAUAUUGUUAAGUUCAUUAUAACAUUUUUGAAUUUAUUGACAUUUUUGCACACCUGAUGAAUAAACAUUUUCAUGCCUCUAACUGUUUGCUAUAUUUAAUUCAAGACCAACAUUGUACUACUAAAUUACAUUACACUCACUUUAAAAUGAAAUUUUUUGGUUCUUGAGGCUUUGCAUAUAAUAGCAUUUUCAAAUUCAGUCUGUUCUUUAUCCGUUGUAUUAAUGAUACAUCAUGUGUGAACUCUUCAAUUAGGACAUUUGUUUGUUUUUAUUGAUGUACAAGAGAAUGUCACAAGAAACUGCAUGCCAAGAUUAUCAGAUUAUUCUUUUCUUACUUUUCGAACACACAGUACAAAACAAAGAUAGUAUUUUAUACCAAAUAAAUACACCAGUCAAAAAAAAAAAUUCUCUAUUGCGACAUAGUUGCCAAAAAGAUAAGACCUAACAUACUCAACUCACAUUGAAACCUAAAAGACUUUGAAGAAUGGGUGCUGGAUAAUAAUAUAUAAAGGUUAUUUGGACAGCACUCCAAUUAAUACUUUUUAUUGCCACAUGGACGUUUUGGGCAAUGACAAUGACAUAGUUGCCACUUAAUUUGACUAGUUUCACUGUACGACACACAAU
Molecule: messenger RNA, 4502 nt
Organism: Perca fluviatilis (European perch)
Lineage: Eukaryota; Metazoa; Chordata; Actinopteri; Perciformes; Percidae
Gene: tbx4
Product: T-box transcription factor 4
Exons: 10
Coding region: 265-1806 (513 amino acids)
Biological process (GO): positive regulation of DNA-templated transcription; regulation of transcription by RNA polymerase II; angiogenesis
Cellular component (GO): nucleus
Molecular function (GO): DNA-binding transcription factor activity, RNA polymerase II-specific; RNA polymerase II cis-regulatory region sequence-specific DNA binding
Source: RefSeq, a predicted model, not a curated record